This is a messenger RNA of Cuscuta epithymum, 1007 nucleotides long. The record is from the annotation of a GenBank genome assembly. Lineage: Eukaryota; Viridiplantae; Streptophyta; Magnoliopsida; Solanales; Convolvulaceae.
CUGCAACAUGCACAUUUUUCAGAAGGAGGCAUGGAUCAUGAACACAGCAUUUCCCCAAAACUGGACUGAGAUGAUAAAAAACGACAAAGUUUUGGUGAAUUUGCUUUUGCAUAAUAUUACACUUCCCAGUGAUCCGAAUGAGAAGACUCUUAUGGUGCGUGAUGUAUUAAAAAAGAUGAACAGACGACUGUUAUCUCCACUUCAUUUUUACCGAAAUGCUCAAGAACAUUUAUACCCGGACAAGGUAGAUGAAAGAGACACCAAUACUGUGAGCAAUAGCCAUUGGGUGCAUGAUUACGUUUCAAAAAACAUUGAUUUAUUUACCCCAGCAGGGUUUCCUAAAAGUUUUUUUCGAAGAAUUCUGUCCAUGGUUGGACGAGGCCCCUUGUACAAAGUCAAAGGCCCCUGAUACGAAGGCAAAGGCUGAGGCCCCUAAUACGAAGGCAAAGGCUGAGGCCCCUGAUACGAAGGCUGAGGCCCCUGAUACGAAGGCAAAGGCUGAGGCCCCUGAUACGAAGGCAAAGGCUGAGGCCCCUGAUACGAAGGCAAAGGCUGAGGCCCCUGAUACGAAGACAAAGGCUGAGGCCCCUGAUACGAAGGCAAAGGCUGAGGCCCCUGAUUCGAAGGCAAAGGCUGAGGCCUCUGAUACGAAGGCAAAGAAAACAGAAGCGAAGAAGAUGAAGGAUGAGCAGAGGCGAAGAAGGAGGAACAGGAGAAGAAGUCUUUAAAAGAAGACACUCAUUGCUUGAGGCAAACUAAUUCCUAUUCCCGUGACUUAUCCUUGUAACAGUUUGCUACUGUUUCUAAUGUUAAGCCUUAUGAUGUUUGUCUAAGAUGCGUCUACAACUAUUGAAAAGUGGAGACUUUUCUCCCUUUGUUUUUUAAUAUGAUUUACGUACUUAGUUAUUUUAUUCAUUUAUUUAAAAUUAUUACUAACCAAUUGAUUCAUGGAUUUUGUAGAGCAGGAACAAUGGAGGAAGCCUCUGAGGUAAUAGAUACAAUGGUAG